This is a messenger RNA of Perognathus longimembris pacificus (Pacific pocket mouse), 456 nucleotides long. It is a transcript of the gene Lect2, whose product is annotated as leukocyte cell derived chemotaxin 2. NCBI's taxonomy places the organism in Eukaryota, Metazoa, Chordata, Mammalia, Rodentia, Heteromyidae. Bases 1 to 456 code for a protein of 151 amino acids. The transcript has 4 exons. The record is from RefSeq and is a predicted model, not a curated record.
AUGUUUUCCACACAAGUACUUCUUUUGGCUGUUUUGAUUUCUACUGCACUGGCUGGGCAAUGGGCAAUUAUGUGUGCUGGCAGGUCCUCCAAUGAGAUCCGGACAUGUGACGGCCAUGGCUGUGGUGCAUACUCUGCUCAAAGAAAUCAGAGGUCUCACCAGGGAGUAGAUGUUCUGUGUUCUGGUGGAUCAACUGUGUACGCACCAUUCACUGGAAUGAUUAUGGGCCAGGAGAAACCUUACAAAAACAAAAAUGCUAUCAAUAAUGGCAUUCGGCUCUCUGGAAGAGGUUUCUGUGUCAAAAUUUUCUACAUUAAGCCACUCAAGUAUAAAGGUUCUAUCAAGAAGGGAGAGAAACUGGGAACUGCAUUGCCGGUGCAAAAAGUCUAUCCUGGCAUACAGCCACACAUACACCUUGAGAACUGUGACCUGAGUGACCCAACCACACACUUGUAA